AUGGUUGCCUUCAAGAACCUCCUCCUCAUCGCUGCCGCUUUUGUGGGUGUCAUUGCCCAAGAUGAUGCCCCCGAGGGCGACACCGCAGCAGCCCAGGCAUACUGGGACCAGGUCCUGGCCGGUGCUGAAACUCAGACCGGAGAUGCUGUUGAGAAGCGAUCUCUUAUCCACGCUGCUCGUACCGUCGAGAUGAAGGACCCGUACAAGGGUUCCAUUUGCACCGCACCCUUUACUGCUCCUCCAUGCGAGACUCACUGCACUCGCAACAACUGCUUCCGCGGCUUCCUGAACGCUCGCGAUGGCUCCUCCGGCAAGCAUUGCCCCAAAGAGGCUUUCGGCUUUUGCUGCGCCUGGAACUACGCACCGGACUUCAUCAAGUGGUACGCCGUGAAGUACGACAUUCUGUACGCUGUCGCCCCGUAUGCUUCCUCUUGCAAGAGCUCCGAUGACACCGCUUGGGAUGUUGUCAACAAGGUCAACGAUGUCUGCGGCUGCACUCUUAACCAUGAGGUCACCAUUGACACCUCCAAUGCUUACUAUGGACUCCGCGCACUCAAUCCCGGUAACUCCAAGUGCCACUAA
Messenger RNA from Phaeoacremonium minimum UCRPA7, 582 nucleotides. RefSeq lists its product as hypothetical. The record is from RefSeq and is a predicted model, not a curated record. NCBI's taxonomy places the organism in Eukaryota, Fungi, Ascomycota, Sordariomycetes, Togniniales, Togniniaceae. The transcript is spliced from 2 exons. Bases 1 to 582 code for a protein of 193 amino acids.